UGCGCCGCGCGCUGUUUGACGUACCGGCGACCUGCUUUCCGGAAGGGAGCUCCAGCGGCUGAGUAUGGCGACCGUCGCGGAGCAGUGGGUACUGGUGGAGAUGGUACAGGCGCUUUACGAGGCUCCUGCUUACCAUCUUAUUUUGGAAGGAAUUCUCAUUCUCUGGAUAAUCAGACUUCUGUUCUCUAAAACUUACAAAUUACAAGAACGAUCUGACCUUACAGUCAAGGAAAAGGAAGAAUUGAUUGAAGAGUGGCAGCCAGAACCUCUUGUUCCUCCCAUCUCGAAAGACCAUCCUGCUCUCAACUACAACAUUGUUUCAGGCCCUCCCAGCCACAAGAUUGUGGUGAAUGGAAAACAAUGUGUCAACUUUGCCUCAUUUAAUUUUCUGGGAUUGUUGGAUAACCCUCGGGUCAAGGCAGCGGCUCUGGCGUCUCUCAAGAAGUACGGUGUGGGGACCUGCGGCCCUAGAGGAUUCUACGGCACGUUUGAUGUGCACUUGGAUUUGGAAGACCGCCUAGCAAAAUUUAUGAAGACAGAAGAAGCCAUUAUCUACUCAUACGGAUUUGCCACCAUUGCCAGUGCUAUUCCUGCUUACUCUAAGAGAGGGGACAUUGUGUUUGUAGAUAGAGCUGCUUGCUUUGCCAUUCAGAAAGGGCUGCAGGCAUCGCGGAGUGACAUCAAGUUGUUUAAGCACAAUGACAUGGCUGACCUGGAGCGUCUACUAAAAGAACAAGAGAUGGAAGAUCAAAAGAAUCCUCGCAAGGCUCGGGUCACACGACGUUUCAUUGUAGUGGAAGGGCUGUAUAUGAACACUGGAACUCUUUGUCCUCUUCCAGAACUGGUUAAGUUAAAAUACAAAUACAAAGCAAGAAUCUUUCUGGAGGAAAGCCUUUCGUUCGGAGUCCUGGGGGAGCAUGGUCGAGGAGUCACUGAACAUUUCGGAAUCAGUAUUGAUGACAUUGAUCUUAUCAGUGCCAACAUGGAGAAUUCCCUCGCUUCUAUUGGAGGUUUCUGCUGUGGCCGAUCUUUUGUGAUUGACCAUCAGCGACUUUCCGGCCAGGGGUACUGCUUUUCAGCUUCGUUACCCCCCCUGUUGGCUGCCGCUGCGAUCGAGGCUCUCAACAUCAUGGAGGAGAAUCCAGGUAUUUUUUUAGUGUUGAAGGAAAAGUGCGAACGAAUUCAUAAAGCUUUACAAGGCAUCUCUGGGUUAAAAGUGGUGGGGGAGUCCCUUUCUCCAGCAUUUCACCUGCAGCUAACAGACAGCACUGGGUCUCGAGAAAAAGACGUUAAACUACUUCAGGAGAUUGUAAAUCAUUGCAUGGACAGAAGCAUCGCAUUAACCCAGGCACGCUACCUGGAGAAAGAAGAGAAGUGCCUCCCUCCUCCAAGACGAAGAACUGGAGAGAGCCGCGCGCACAAUCAAGGAGGUGGCCCAGGCUGUGCUGCUCUAGGCCGGGUCCUAGGGCCAGGCGGGCAGCCGCCACGCAGCACACACACAGGCCUCUGCGUCACUGCCUUGUGACCUGGGAGAGGCCUGCGGGUACCUGGAGGGGUGGCCACCGGGCGUGGGCAUAGACUUGGCGCCCAACCACGAGGAGGAUGCUGGUUAUUUUUAAAAAGAAAACACAUCUAAAAGCCCAGGAACUGAUUUUUUUUUUAAGAAGAAAACUAGUGACAGCAUAUAACUGGUAUUUAAAUUGUGCUAUUUAGUACUAUUUAAAUGUUUUAUUAUACUAGUAUUUUAUAUUCUUUUUUUGUUGUUUAAAAAUGGAGCUCCAGUUUAUCUUCUCUCCCUCCAAUAGUAAAGAGCGUGCAGGCACUCCUUAACAUUUCCUAGAAUAACGUCUCUGCAGCAUUAGAGCUUGGAGGAACAACACCUCACUGUCUAGGACACAAAACCUAUUCUCAAGGGUCUAAUUCAACCGCAUCUUUUCAGCCUUCGUCCUGUGCAGCUCAGUGGUGGCUAGUAUAUAAGGAAACACUUUUUGUGCGAUUAUGAUAAACUUUUCAUUGUAAUAUAUUUGAAUCCUAGAAUUUUUAUACACACUAAAUAUUGAUGUUACACCAUUUCUAAUAGCUAAUCUUAACAUACCUAACCGGAGAAUGAGUACUCAUUAUAUUUCCCAAGUGAUCAAUAAUUUAAAUCAAAUACUACUUUAUUUUAAUAUAAUUGACCUUCACAUUUAUUAUGUGUUGAUUUCUGAUCUGUUUUAGGAAGAGGGUUACUGUGAUGUUCCUAGACUAGAAAUCAUGUCCUUGAUAUUUUAGAAUAUCUUGAAUGUAUUCCUUUUUUGUGGAGUGGUUUGCCUAAGGAUAUAUAACUAGAGUCUUUUUAUAAGCUAAGGAAAAUUACUUUUCCUUUUAGCUAUGGAUUUCAAAUAUCUAAGAAUGUGAAUGCACUAAAAAUAAAGUUUUUAAGCUGUACUUUAGCUAUCUUUUUUUUCUUUAGCAAACCAGGUUCGGUGGUGUAAAUGUUUGCGCUGGGUACCACAAGGUAGUGCGUAAACAUUACACCAUUGUUUCUUGUCUGAGUAAAGGUAGAGGAAUAAAAUUGUUUAAAAAAUGUAUAAGAGUGCCAUUUUUAUAGUCUAUGUUCCUAUUAGCGAAUGGUCUUCAACGUCUUUUUAAAUAACAUAUUUUUUAACAUUCAGUUUCUGUUUUGCUUGAGGCACUUCAUACAUCCGUGCCUUGUGAUUGCUGCUGCAAAGUACUCUCUUUGGGGGUGAAUCUUUCUGCUUUAUUUUUUAAUGAAAUAAACCUACAUUCUUGAUAAUCA
This is a messenger RNA of Zalophus californianus (California sea lion), 2779 nucleotides long. It is a transcript of the gene SPTLC1, whose product is annotated as serine palmitoyltransferase long chain base subunit 1. The coding region runs from base 65 to 1525 and encodes 486 amino acids. The record is from RefSeq and is a predicted model, not a curated record. Gene Ontology annotation, molecular function: serine C-palmitoyltransferase activity; pyridoxal phosphate binding. The transcript is spliced from 15 exons. Gene Ontology annotation, cellular component: endoplasmic reticulum. Gene Ontology annotation, biological process: ceramide biosynthetic process; sphingosine biosynthetic process. NCBI's taxonomy places the organism in Eukaryota, Metazoa, Chordata, Mammalia, Carnivora, Otariidae.